Pseudoliparis swirei is the source of this 2100-nucleotide messenger RNA. It is a transcript of the gene psmd5, whose product is annotated as proteasome 26S subunit, non-ATPase 5. The transcript has 10 exons. The coding region runs from base 1 to 1515 and encodes 504 amino acids. Gene Ontology annotation, cellular component: cytosol. Gene Ontology annotation, biological process: proteasome assembly. Lineage: Eukaryota; Metazoa; Chordata; Actinopteri; Perciformes; Liparidae. The record is from RefSeq and is a predicted model, not a curated record.
AUGGCGGCUUCCAUUGAGAGUUUACUGGCAGAAAUCGCCGAUGUUGAAGAUCCAAUUGACGAGUUACAGAGUUUAAAAACCGCUUUACUAUCGAUACCUCUCAGCGCGUUGAGAGACUCUGUGAGCGGACAACGUUUCAAUGUGAUAUUCUCUCUGUUGCUCUCAAAUGAAAGGGAGCAGGUCGAGCUCUGUGUGGAAAUCCUUGAACGCAUCCUAUUGGCCCUGAGCCCUGUGUCCCUGGCUCAGAACUAUAGAGUGGAGCUGCAGGGAGGUCUGACCCAUCCCAAUGAAACUGUUAAGAUACUGGCUGUGACACAGAUUUGUAGAAUGGUAGGGCACCCAGAGGCUGCCACAGAAAUCCUCAACAACCAUGACAUUCUUGGAGCAGUGAUCAACUGCAUUGGAGAGGAGAACAUGGCCGUAGCGAAGCAGGCCAUCAAGUCCCUAUCCAAACUGGGUCACUCCAAGCCUGGGUUAGACAUGUUGUUCCAGAGCGACCUGCUAAAAGUUAUGAAGGAAGUGAUGGCCACAAGUGACAUAGUCAGAUACAGAAUAUAUGAGCUGGUGGUGGGAAUCUCGUCUGUAUCUCCCAUUUCCCUCGGUUACUGUGCCAACAGCAGCUUAAUUUCUGAACUGAUUGGAGAACUGACCGGAGAUGAUCCAUUGAUCAGAGCCACAGCCAUUGAGAUGGUGACCACUUUAGCCCACAGCCAGCAUGGCCGGCAGUAUUUGGCCCAGCAGGGUAUAAUGGACAAGCUUUCCAACAUGAUUAGGGGAGCAGAGAAUGACCCCUUCUCCUCCCUCUACCUUCCUGGUUUGGUGAAGUUCUUUGGAAACCUGGCCCUGAUGGACAGCCCACAGCAGGUUUGUGAAACCUACCCAGCCUUCCAGAAAAAGUUGUUGGAGAUGGCCCUUGACCUGGAUCCGGCAAUGAUCGGUGUAGCUCUGGACACUUUAGGCCUACUCGGAUCUACUGUGGAGGGCAAGCAGGUCCUUCAAAAAGCAGGAGAAAAGUUCAAAGCUGUGUGGACAAGAAUGAGCAAGCUCGCCAGCAGUGGAGCUACAGCGCUCAGAGUGCGCAGCUUGGAUGCUAUAUCGCAACUUCUCACACUAGAGCCAGAAGAGCAGACAGACGACCUGUUGGCCCUCACAGAGUCCUGGCUCCAUCUUUUGUCUAACCAGCCCAUGGACAUGAUCCGCAACAUCAGCACUCAGCCGUUCCCAGAGCUGCAUUGUGCGGCUCUUCGAAUAUUCACCGCCAUUGCCACUCAGCUGUGGGGUCAGAAGUUAAUGAUCAGCACUCCCAGUUUCAUGGAGUUCGUUUUGGAUCGUUCAUUGGGUCGGACAAAGGAUACCAAAGAUGUGAAGUGUGAGCUGGUGGAGUCACUUGUUGGUUCAUCAACAGCAGCAGAGAUACUGGGCAGCCAGUAUUACAUUCGUCUUAAGACUUAUCUCAGAGAGGGACCGUACUAUGUUACACCUGUGGCCACCGUUGGCACAGAAGGAGCAGACUAACUCAAAUACACUUCAUGGGUCUAGUUGCUUAAGUAAUGGUUAAGUGCCAGAAUAGUCUAGCCGUGGGUUAACAUGCAAAACUCUGCUUUAAAAAAAAGUAAUUAUCUGAUAAAUACAUAAAGUGGUAAACAUUUCACUAAAACCCUGUGAGGUUUUCCGCAGUAAUUGACCAAAAUGCUGAUGUUCAACAGUAUACAACUCGACUGCACCAAGAAACUUUAAGUCCUAAAAGGUGAUUUAACUGACAAAAUAUUUGGAAACAAAUGAGUAUUACUUGUUUAGCCUUACGGUGUCAUUUUAUUUAGUGCAUCACACUAUCUCCACAUAUGACAAGAAGUCAACAAGGUGACAUGAUAUGUUAACACAUGUUUAGCAACUGAGUUUUUGCCAAUUACUUGAGCUCUAACUAAAGAGGCUCACAAGAUCUAAAAAUGGGGUGUCAAAUGUUUACCAUCCAGGCUCUUCUACACAUUCACAUCAUAUACUGCUCACCAAAUCCCUCAGACAUUUUUUGUGUAAAAAAUAUUUUUGUUUAACAAAUGGAAUACUUUUUUGUAAUAAAAGAGGAUGGAGUGUGAAAAAAGA